Molecule: messenger RNA, 1404 nt
Organism: Aspergillus chevalieri
Lineage: Eukaryota; Fungi; Ascomycota; Eurotiomycetes; Eurotiales; Aspergillaceae
Exons: 2
Coding region: 1-1404 (467 amino acids)
Cellular component (GO): membrane
Molecular function (GO): glycosyltransferase activity
Source: RefSeq, a predicted model, not a curated record
AUGUUUAACAGGUGGAAAUCGGCUAUCCUGGUAUAUGCCGUCCUGCUUUUUAUCGUGGGCACGGCGCUUUUUCACAAACUCGACAAAAACGAUUCAUUCAGCCCGCCCUCUAUAUUCAAUAACAAUGCCGCUGCCGUCGCCACCGAAGAAGGACCGGACUUUUGGGAAUGGGAGACUAAGACGCGGUUCUCUUCCAGAAAACAUGAGAAAGAUCGGAUAUGCGAAUCAUUCCCCGCCCAGAUACUGUCACAAGUUCAAAUUGUCUUGAAAAUCGGUGCUUCUGAACCGGCUGAUCGCGUGGAUACCCAAAUAUCUACGGUCACUCGCUGCAUUUCGAAUCUCCUCGUCGUCUCCGAUAUGGAAUCUGAGCUUCACGGACAUCGCGUUCAUGACGUCCUUGCGGACCUACCGGAAUCAGUUUGGACUAAUAAAGCCGAUCUCGAAGCAUACAUGGAACUCAAACAAGGCAACACCAAGGCUGUCAACGGUCAGCAGGGCUGGAACCUCGAUCGCAUGAAGUUCUUGCCCAUGGUGGAAAGGGCGUAUGAUGUUAACCCGACGGCGAAAUGGUACGUGUUCCUAGAGUCGGACACCUACUACGUCUGGGAUAAUCUCUUCCGGUUGCUGGAUCAAUACGACCCGACGGUUCCGUUGUAUUUUGGUUCCCCAUCACCGGGGAAGCCUACGGCGGAGGAAACGACGUGGUUUGCGUACGGAGGUUCUGGAUUUAUUAUUUCGACCGCUGCAAUGCAAAAGCUCGUUUAUCGAAAGACGGGAGUUUAUGGGGAAUACAUCCAGCCGUCGCUAAGUGCGCAAUAUGAGGAUAUAAUUAGGGGCACUGACUGCGGCGACACGGUGGUCGGUUGGGCAUUGUAUGAGAAAGGGGUGAAGCUAUCAGGCUUAUGGCCCAUGUUCAAUGCACAUGCCCUCCAUAGCAUUCCAUUCGACGAAAUGCACUGGUGCCGUCCAGUAAUCAGCAUGCAUAAGACGAAGUUGGCGGACAUGGAAGGGCUGAUUAGAUGGGAGAAUGAACGGGAUCGGACGUACCCCCUGUUGUACGCCGACCUCUUCAACUACACCGGAAUGGGAACAUUCGACCAUCGCUCCGACUGGGACAAUGCAGACUGGGGCGGAUGGCAAGAACCCCCCGAGUCACCAGCCCACACUUCGCUCAACGCCUGCGGUGCAGCUUGUCAUGACAAUGCAGACUGUCUCUCAUACACAUACAGUUCAACGGGACACUGUUUCUUUAUUAGAACCAUGCGGUUGGGAGACAAGAGGCCACUAAACCUUGAGGAACGACAAAUAGCUGGAUGGGACCUGCAGAAGAUGCAAAAUUGGAUUGCAAACCACCAAUGCAAAAAAGCGCAGUGGGCGAAACCGAGUCUCAGUCGGAUCUUUUAG